AUGAGAGUACUGUACUGUACACGACGGAAGAUUGCGUCUUGUCUCAUGGCGCGUUAUUGCCUUGACUCAGUCCCGGACAGUUCUGCGCUGACUGACUCGACUCUCUCCUUUCUUCACGUGCUCGCUCGCUAUCGAGCAGACCAGAAACUCGAGGAUGUUGAUAUCACUGUUCAUUGCGACCUGACUGUCUUCGACUGGCUCAUGAAUUGGAUCGCUUCGAGCUCGCUGGACGGCAACAAGCCGCACGAUUUGAAUGUCAAAAUUGUGGUGCCCGUCCUAAUUUCCGCGGAAUUUCUGCAAAUGGACCAGCUCGUGGACUACGGGCUGGUCUACUUGAAGGACAACCUGAAGCAUGUGAUCCCGCACACACCAAGUUUCAGCAUUCUCGGCGACGCCCUGCUUACGAGGCUGGGGAAAUUGGUGCACGAGUCGGAACUAGAUGCUCUGGACGACCCGAAAGAUCGUAUCAAGACGAAGCUGUUUUGUCAGCUCAUCCUGUUGCUGGCAGCACCGUUGAGGGGAGAAGAGUCGGCCGCCGUGGGCCAUUUUGCAUCCGCCUGCUCUUUGUUUCGAUGCGCCGAGUGUGGCAAGUUGAUGACGGAGCCCGUCAAGCAGAGCGUGGAAUGCGUGGUGGGCAAGUACGCGUUCACACGGCGUGGCACUGUUGUCUACCACCACACAAGAGACGCGAAAUGGAGCUUGAGUCAGUAUAUCCGGUCAUUGCGUGUGGGUGGACUUGGGCUGAGUUGGAGGCGGAUUUACUGGCACCUCUGGGGCCUCGUGCACUUCUUCCGCUGUACCCGGUGCGGGGCCACGUUCCCAGCGCGGGACUUGGGUCGCUGUUGGUUCCAUCCGGAUCUACCCGAGUACCACUGGGUUGAGCAGAACCAGACGUCGAAACAGCCUGUUGGUCGAUUCCCGUGUUGUGAGACAAGAGCGUGGCGUUUCGACCCCUUGCCGUCAGCAUCAUCUGUGAGCUCUCAAACAAGUGGCUGUCACCGCACGGACCAUUCAGUGCAACUUGUCUAUAGUGACCGCACAAAGCAAGACGCUGUGCUGCUGGCCUACGACGAGGUCAUGUCGAAUCGAGAGCUUAUUUGUUGGGGGGCAACUUCGCUGUCACAGAGGGGAGACGGGGCCGAGGGUCAUUUGACGACUGGAAACAUCCGGAGACCAGAAGACGCCAGUCGUGACUCGACACACUGGCUCGACACCGUCAUCAACCAGCAUCCGUUUUGUGAUGAGAACAGUGUGAUGGUCAACUUGGUCAAGGUUGGUUUGCCAGCGACGACAGAUGGCUGUGAUGCAGAAACUGCCGGGGAUCAGGAGGGCAACUUGUGCGUUCUCCAAGACCAGUCGAGUCUGAGACAGUCUUCGACUGAAGACGAUUCAGACCUGGCAGAAGAUGACGAGGAUGAGGAAGAAGAAGAAGAAGAAGAGGAGGAGGAAGAAGAAGAAGAUGAUGGUGGUAAAGCACGAGUGGGAGUUGAGGGAGCGGAGGAGAGUGAUGAUGACAUGCUUGGUGAAGAGGACAACGACGACGAUGAGGAGGAGGAGAGUGGGCAAGACGACGAGGAAGAGGAACAUGGUGCAAGUGAUGGAGGAAAACGAGGAGAAGUGCGCGAGUUGGACAGGGUGGGAACUGUGUCCAUGACGCGGAGAGCUGGGAAAGAGGAGAGGAAGAGGAGACAGAAUGCGUUGGACACUGCAGCGUCAGUUCGUGGCGGCAGCAGCAGCGGCGGCGGCGUUGGCGCAUUGCGACGAAACCGACGACUGCGGACAAACACUGGUGGUCAGAGGGAUCCCAACAACAGCAGCAGCAGAGUCAACAGACAGGUACUGUGUACCGACCGUUCAGUAUGUGCUCUGUUGAUUCCAGUGUGUUGGAAAUCUGACCACCGUCCAUGUGUUGGACGACAGAUGGCGGACGUGGGAGGCGGCAGUAGCAAGCGGGGACGGCAGAUGACUGCGACCGGGUUCAGAAGUCGAGUACCGAGUAGUCGGCCAACGAGCAUCGUCAUUCACCAGAGAAAUAGGACUGCUACGCUGCACCAGCAACUGGCCCAAUGGCUGGCACCCAAUAGCGGUGCAGCGUGUUUCAAAAUGAUGGAGAAGCCGCGGCGUUGGAGCUACCUGUACUCGACCCGGCACAACCAGGACAACCAAAGAGAUUACGAGUUGCGCAUCAUGUCAAUGCUUGUGCGUCGCUUUUCGUUGAUGACAGUGCCAGUGGGCAAGUCAAUGCCGAUGCAUCAGCAGUUGGUCAACAAGGAUUACACUCGUGGUGGCUCAUUUUCAAGGCUGGAAAAGGCGUGGACAAGUGCCACCGCGCCACUUUCAGGUUCUGGUGCAGUUCUGUCAUUGCCAAGUGCCCAUGCGUCCAAUGCCACUCAGAAGGCAUUGGGCGGACUGUUCAAGACCCGAGUUCGGUCGGCCAUGGGAGUUUUGGUUGAGGCCAAAACCUUUUAAGAACGUUCAUAUCAAGUGCAUGUGUGCUAGCUUCCAAAUUUUGUAUUUUGAAUUUGUUCAUACCCAACUUUAUUCCCCCCCCCCCCCUUCCUUUUUUUUUAUUAUCAUAACAUUAUCCGUCUUGAUGUUUCCAUCCAUUCACGUCAAAUGUUGUUAUCUUGUUCAUGUCGAGUGAUCUUCCUGAAAUGAAAGCCCUCCCCUCAACAGUAU
Messenger RNA from Notodromas monacha, 2679 nucleotides. Lineage: Eukaryota; Metazoa; Arthropoda; Ostracoda; Podocopida; Cyprididae. The record is from the annotation of a GenBank genome assembly.